Messenger RNA from Trichoderma aggressivum f. europaeum, 1707 nucleotides. Its product is annotated as transcriptional regulator family: Fungal Specific TF. Gene Ontology annotation, molecular function: zinc ion binding; DNA binding. The transcript is spliced from 3 exons. NCBI's taxonomy places the organism in Eukaryota, Fungi, Ascomycota, Sordariomycetes, Hypocreales, Hypocreaceae. Gene Ontology annotation, biological process: DNA-templated transcription. Gene Ontology annotation, cellular component: nucleus. The record is from RefSeq and is a predicted model, not a curated record. Bases 1 to 1707 code for a protein of 568 amino acids.
AUGAUUAGGGCCCUUAUAGAUGCCUAUUUCGAGUUCGUAUACCCACUAACAAAUCGUGGGUUCAUCCAUCAAGGCAGACUACUUGAGGAACUCGACGAGGAGAAAGCACCGGUCGUGCUACUCAAGGCUAUGGCAGUCUCUGCUUCACACUUCGUCGAGGCUUCUGCGGACAUGACGAGACAAGCUACUCAGUGGGCCGAGGAUGUCGAUACCUACAUCAUGGCCAACAUGGGCUCAUACUCCUUCCUUAACCUACAAGUUUUAGUACUGUGGGCUAACUAUUAUUAUACUACCGGCAACAUGGGGAAGACGUGGAUGUUGGUUGGAUUGGCUGCGCGAUUGGCUUACUGUCUACAGAUCAAUACGGAAUCGACAAAUGGGUCACCCAGCGAGAAAGAAAGUCGGAGGCGCAUGAUGUGGAACCUCUGCAUACUAGACCGACUGCUCGCUGGAACCGUCGAAGAGUUUUCUGUGUGCUCGAAGUACAUAGACAGCCUACGGUUACCCUGCAGUGAACACUUCUUCAUAGCUGAGAUUGAGGUCGAGACAGACACUUUGCAAUCCUUUACCAGCCACCAAGAAGUCCGGAACAUUAGUGGUUUUGCUGCCCUUGUUGGGUUGUUUGAAAUAUGGCGUGAAAUUCAUCUAUUCAUGAAAAGCGUCUCUCGAAUGAUGAUCCAAGCCGAUCAAAUGAUGCAGCAAGUCUCUAACCUUCAUACGAAGCUCUCCAACUUUGAGCAACGACUUCCCUCGAAUCUGAGAUUCACGAAGCAGAAUUUAUACCUUCACACUAACACGUCAGAAAAGGCGACUUUCAUCAUGCUAAAGUCCUGGUGGCGCGAGUGUUACUGCAACUUAUACCGCUUUAGCCUCCCCGGAUUCCGCGAGUCAGUCAAGGUCACUUCUGCAAAUUCGCCCUUUCUACAGACAUGCCGCCAGCAAGUACUCAAAUCAUCCUUGGAGCAGAGUAACUUCUGGCGGAGUAUUGCCAACAUUCGAGGUGCUCGGCUGAGCGAUCCAAUCGUAAUUGUCCUGGUGCAUUCCAAUACGAAAACGCUUCUCGCCAUCCAAAAGUUGUCAGAAUCCGAUCAUCUCAACCAAGAUUAUGGGAUGAGCGAGAUUUCUACUCCAUUAGCGUCUAACAUCUCCUCCUUGGAUUGGCUAGCAAAUCGAAUGCCGAGGAUUGCUACAGUGCAACAAGGAAUUCGAAACAUCAUCCGUAGGAACACCAAUCACGCUUCUGCUGAAAGCAUCAUAGAUGCUGGAUUGCCUCUGAAGCGACGGCAUUCUCGCCAAGAACUCGUCGAGAGACAUAGAGAUGAACAAGAAACACAAAUACAAGCUAUAGGUGGAGGAGAAUACAGAGACAUCAUAGACGCCGUUGUCUCACCCACAAUUGUUGCAGAGGACCUAAACGGUAGAUUUGAGGUCACGCAACACAUGGAUGUGGAAGCAGGCGUUCUACAAAACAACCCGAUAGAUGCCUCUGGUUGGGUUGGACAUGAUGAUGGAUCAGAGACUAUGCCUUCUCAAGGCCACGUGGAUGAUGCAGCCAUACUAGGAGUGUACGACGAUGAAGCCAUAAAGGGUAUGGCAGGAUAUGUUGCUUCAUUCGAGAUGAGUUCGCAAUAUGACAUGCUAUUUAGAGCCUGGUUGCCAGGAAGCGAGGAACAACCGAGCACUGGCAACUUCUGGACUCUCUUCUGA